Messenger RNA from Lachancea nothofagi CBS 11611, 1308 nucleotides. The record is from the annotation of a GenBank genome assembly. Lineage: Eukaryota; Fungi; Ascomycota; Saccharomycetes; Saccharomycetales; Saccharomycetaceae.
AUGGGACAAGGUGCAUCAACUUCCGGCAAAGAUAAAAAGAAGAAGGACAAACAGAAACCUAAAUAUGAACCACCAGUACAAUCUAAAAUUGGACGCAAGAAGAGAAAGGGUCCAGCUACGGCAGAAAAACUGCCUAGCGUCUAUCCUAGCACGCGGUGCAGGUUGAAGCUCUUACGUAUGGAAAGAAUCAAAGACCAUUUGCUCUUAGAAGAAGAGUUUGUAACCAAUUCUGAGAUCUUAAAACCAUUUGAGAAGAAACAAGAAGAAGAGAAGAAGCAGCUGGAAGAAAUACGCGGUACGCCGCUGUCGGUAGGAACGUUGGAGGAAAUUAUCGAUGACGACCAUGCUAUUGUCACGAGUCCCACCACACCAGACUUUUACGUGUCAAUCUUAUCUUUUGUCGACAAAGAGCUUCUGGAACCUGGAUGUUCCGUUCUAUUGCAUCACAAAACCAUGUCUAUUGUUGGUGUUUUGCAAGACGAUACUGAUCCUAUGGUUUCAGUAAUGAAAAUUGACAAAUCCCCCACAGAAAACUACAGUGAUAUCGGUGGCCUUGAGGCUCAGAUCCAGGAAAUAAAAGAGGCAGUCGAGCUGCCUUUAACACAUCCAGAACUUUACGAGGAAAUGGGUAUCAAACCUCCAAAGGGUGUCAUUUUAUAUGGUGCCCCAGGUACAGGUAAGACGCUGUUAGCCAAAGCCGUUGCCAAUCAAACUUCAGCAACAUUCUUAAGGAUUGUUGGUUCUGAAUUGAUACAAAAAUAUCUCGGAGAUGGUCCCAGGCUUUGUCGACAAAUUUUCAAGGCCGCAGCUGACAACGCCCCCAGCAUUGUAUUUAUCGAUGAAAUCGAUGCUAUUGGUACAAAACGGUAUGAUUCGAAUAGUGGUGGUGAACGAGAAAUCCAGAGAACCAUGCUGGAACUAUUGAACCAGUUGGAUGGGUUUGACGACAGAGGCGACGUCAAGGUAAUCAUGGCUACCAAUAAAAUCGAAAGUCUGGAUCCAGCAUUGAUCAGACCAGGCAGAAUUGAUAGGAAAAUUUUGUUCGAAAGUCCUGAUAUCUCAACGAAGAGGAAGAUUUUGACCAUUCAUACAUCCAAGAUGAACUUGGCUCCCGAUGUAGAUCUCGAGAACCUCGUCACUUCUAAGGAUGACCUAUCUGGUGCUGACAUCAAGGCCAUGUGUACGGAAGCGGGAUUACUCGCUUUACGCGAAAGACGAAUGCAAGUAACGGCUGAGGAUUUCAAGCAGGCUAAAGAACGAAUCUUGAAAAACAAGGUAGAGGAGAACUUGGAAGGUUUGUAUUUAUAG